This is a messenger RNA of Brenthis ino (lesser marbled fritillary), 210 nucleotides long. The record is from the annotation of a GenBank genome assembly. NCBI's taxonomy places the organism in Eukaryota, Metazoa, Arthropoda, Insecta, Lepidoptera, Nymphalidae.
AUGGUAACGGGUAUCGGCUGUCAGCUCGAGGAGUUCAAACUUUACAGACCUUUCUGCGAGAGCAUGGCGCUGAUUGUGUACGACAGUUCAUGCAGGUUGAACACAAAGCGUUACCGUGGCCGCUAUACUAUCGAUCAAGACAAUUAUGUCCAAUUAGAAGCCUCAUUAGUCACAGUAUUAGCGAGUAACAUAUUAAAGGUCUACACCAUC